Molecule: messenger RNA, 4243 nt
Organism: Anthonomus grandis grandis
Lineage: Eukaryota; Metazoa; Arthropoda; Insecta; Coleoptera; Curculionidae
Gene: Sik2
Product: serine/threonine-protein kinase SIK2
Exons: 11
Coding region: 270-2981 (903 amino acids)
Biological process (GO): protein phosphorylation; intracellular signal transduction; microtubule cytoskeleton organization
Cellular component (GO): cytoplasm
Molecular function (GO): ATP binding; protein serine/threonine kinase activity; tau-protein kinase activity
Source: RefSeq, a predicted model, not a curated record
ACGGCAAACACACACAUUCGUUCACAAUCUCUCGCGAUCGUAAUCCCGUCGUUGGUUGGUGCGGUAUUUCCGUGGUCCAAAGGGUCCCCCGAAAUUAUGACACAAAUACGUGCGAUAACAUGAUCGUCGCGAGCCGAUACGGUCGGAUCCGGUUCACUCGGUAAUUUCGCGGGGUACUUUCAGUCAUCGGAAGCGUCGGUUUUUCGGCAACCGAUAAGAAAACAUUGGGGCAAAUUUAACCCCCCCAAUCCGGGCAAGUUACUUUGGUAAUGGUGACAAUGGGCGAGCGUGAGAAAAUGGUCAAGAACCCCGUCAGGGUCGGAUUUUACGAUAUUGAACGGACCAUCGGCAAGGGUAACUUUGCCGUCGUCAAAUUGGCGAGACAUCGGGUUACUAAAACUGAGGUCGCUAUAAAAAUAAUAGACAAGUCCCAACUAGACGCAAGCAAUCUACAAAAAGUGUAUAGAGAAGUAGACAUAAUGAAAAGACUGGAUCAUCCUCAUAUUAUAAAACUCUAUCAGGUUAUGGAAACCAAAAAUAUGAUUUAUUUAGUGUCCGAGUAUGCGAGCCAGGGCGAAAUUUUUGAUUACAUAGCGCGGUAUGGACGUAUGAGUGAGGAACAAGCUAGAAUUAAGUUUUGGCAAAUUUUAUCUGCUGUUGAAUACUGCCAUAAUCGUAACAUAGUACAUCGAGAUUUAAAGGCUGAAAAUCUUUUACUAGAUUCCAAUAAUAAUAUUAAGAUAGCUGACUUUGGUUUUUCAAAUUACUACACCCCCGGGGGGCAGUUGUCCACGUGGUGCGGCAGCCCCCCGUACGCCGCCCCCGAAGUAUUCGAGGGCAAAAAGUAUGUGGGGCCAGAGAUCGAUAUAUGGAGUCUCGGGGUGGUCCUGUACGUGCUGGUUUGCGGAGCCCUACCCUUCGACGGAUGCUCCCUACAGGCCCUACGGGACCGGGUUCUGUCCGGCCGUUUCAGAAUUCCUUAUUUUAUGAGCCAAGACUGCGAAUCGCUUAUAAGAAAAAUGCUGGUCCUCGAACCGAACAAGCGAUUCACCAUCCAACAGAUCAAGAAACACCGAUGGAUCCAAAUGGGCGUGUUGCCAGUAUUACCGCCAACAAUCUUCACAUCGAACACGCACCCUAACGAGCAGAUUCUCAGACUGAUGCAGAGCUUAGGAGUCGAUAGUUCCAAAACCAGGGAGUCGAUUCGUUUGGGUUGCUAUGACCACCAUGCCGCAAUCUAUUAUUUACUGUUGGAAAAAGUGAGGAGCCAACUGGUCGGUGGCGAAACUCAAACUGGGGUCAGAGAAGUGCAGCGUAGAAGACCAUCGAACGUAGCCGAACAAGCGAUGAGAAAAAUAGGAAGGGCGAGCACCACGGAGGACUGCAGACGUCUCCUGCAGCACUCUACGAUCGCCCCCACGGCCAGCAACAGCAAAAUCAACAUGGGGUCAGUCACUAGCUCCAGUAGGCCGGUCACCUCGUCGCCAAUUCACGGGAUCGACGCUGCCAGACUGUUGGCCGCCACCAACAGCGAGGACGCCCUCAAGAUUUUAAAUCAGGCGGCCUCCACGACCACCUUCAGUAUGUGCACCGAGGCCACCAGGCUGAUGUCCACGUUACAAAUGUCAGCGGUGCCCAGCAGUUCAACGGACACCUCGCCCUUUAAGGAAUUUACGAAAAGCGAUACGGGAGGCGGGUGCUACCCUCUGGUGUUAAACAUGCAACCCUUCGAGGUGCCGGAGGUCAAGGGCAGCCUGGAUCGGUUUAAUAGCAGUACCGGCGGCUUCAAAGGUAGCGAAAUCCACAUGCAAUACUCGAGUUCAACGGACGAGGGAGUGGAAACCGACCUGGAGGAGCCGUUGGCGACCACUCACGGAGGUCCCCGGUUGAGCUACGCCUCCUCCAGCUCCUCAAGCGGUGUAGUAAACAAUUUCAAUGCCUCCAAAAGCCUUAGCCAGAACUUGAGUUGUGAUAGUAACUUCGAGAGUCUCGAGUAUCCGUUAUCCGAGUCGAACGAGCUUGCCAGUAGUCUCCCGAGCUGCACCUCCACGGACAAACAGCCAGAGCCCACCUUGACCAGCUCGAACGCCCUCACCGGCACUAACAAGUAUUCCAUAGUUCCUAGAUCGGUGAUGCACAAACACAACCCGCUCGUACACAUGUCUAGUUUUAAAACCGCUAGAAACCUAAAUAGAUCCCCGGUAGAUUUUCGGGAGGGGAGACGUGCUAGUGACGGGCUGGUGGCUCAGCAAGCCGCCGACCCUCCGUUAGCCUUCAAUUCCCAAAAACUGAACGAAUGCUACAAGGCCAAGGGGGUGUUAGACAUGGGGCUGGUGCAACGGGAGGCCCUUAGGCUCCAGAGCCAGUACCAAGCGAGAGAACCGCCGGAAGAGCUAUCGAACCGGCAGAAGCAGCACUACCAGUACAUGCAACCGCGCUGUAGCGGCUUACCCGCGAAAAAGAUCAGCUUGCCAGACAGCUUCAGCUACUCGGAACCGCCUGUACAGCUUCAAACGGCGAUGCAGCACCGGCUGUUGCAACAGAAACGGCAAAUUUUACAAAAACAAUCGGCUACGACGCCCGCGGACGGGCAUGCGCACAUGUCACGGCGGCACAUGUUACGACAGGCGAGUUAUAAGAUUGCUCAGCAGCAGCCGGUGGUGUUGCCCCCGUUGCCCCUCUCGGAUCACGAGAAUAAAGAUCUUUUGGCGUUUCAGUCGUUGGUUGAGGAGGGCGUGGUCGCGGAAACGAGUUGCUGGACUUCCUCCUCCGCUUUGUCUUCCAACAUGCAGAGUUCUUGUCAAAUUACGACGGAGACGGGGGCGAAGCCCUCGUGGCAGAAACCGAGCAACGCGUGGAAUCAGGGUCCUUCCAGUUUACCGAUGCCAACGAAUCUACAGACCGGCAACGUUUGGCCCCCUUUACUGCCCUUGAGAGAGAGUCCUAUUUUAGAACUGACUGAACAAAUGGAAUCUAUGUAAACCCUCGCGUUUUUAAUACCAGAACAACUUACUAACUCAAUCUAAUAUGCUCCACUUUAUUUUGGCGAGACAAUAUAUAUAUAUAUAUGCGAAAAAAUAAAACUAAAGUGCUUUUCUAAAUGAACUUUUACUGCCAGCCUACGUGUAUGUAUGUUAUUUGUAGCGAAACAUUCCAUUCGAGGCGUUUUUCUAUAAAGUAAAACAAAUUUUGGUAUUAAAAACCCUAAAAGCUCUUAGACAUUUUUAAACGUGUGGAAAUUUGGUAUACAGUAACUCUUUUAUAUACAGAUUUUUCUAGAUUUUUAGACGUGAAUCCUCAUUUUUUUUACUUCGAGACAAUAAUAAUAAAAAUGAAACGGUAAGCAGAAAUAACUAUUUAGAGGGAAUUAGCUAUACUUAAAAGUAAGUACAACUAAAUUCACUUAUAAACCCAUUUCAACUGGUAAGCCAUAAUGUGGCGACCCAUUAUAUGUAUCAAAGUGACAAAUGACAUCGAAAUCACUAUAUUAGGACCGGCUUUAAAUAUAUCGUUCAUAAUAAUAAUAAUUUAAUGCAGUAGCUAACUAAUAAUAAUAAUAAUAAUAAAUCGAGUCAAUAUUUAGCUGAGGAUAAUCAAAUAGAGUUACUGUAAAAGUUGUCAAUAGUACUUAGAUCUUGCCUAGGUUAGGUGAUAAAAAAAGAGGAUAUUCGUGCAACUAUAAUAUAGUUUAGAUAAAAAUGCGCCGGAUUAAGCAGUAAUAAUUUAGGGAAUUAUUAAUAACUGGGAUAAUGAUGACGUUUGACUUUCGUAAAUUCUGUUGUGCAACCGGGGUUAAUCUUCUUUUGAAUCUAGACCGUCUUCCAAAUUGAAUACCAUCGAUGAUUGCCGUAUAAAGAGGGUGUUCUGUACCAUAAGAAUUCGCCACAUUUUCAAUUCUUAACCUCCCUAGAUCGUUUAUAUGUAACCCAGUUAUAACAUAUCAUUCACGUCAACUAUAUCAUAAAAUGUAAUAAUAGAUUAUAAGAAGGAUGCUGAAAAAACCGCCAUUAUCACGUUAUUGUAUAUGUAGUUGUUAUUAUUACUACUUAUUAUUAUUAUUAUUGCGCUAAACUACGAUGAUAGCGGCUUUUUAAAACGAGUGUGUUUGGUAGACAGCAAUAAUUAUUAUUAUAUAUUUAUACAUUUUUUAAACGUUAUUAUUAUUAUUAUUAUUAUUAUAUAAUGGUUUUGUUUGAUAAUAUUGCUUUUGUUAUUGUUUAUAUUAAACAUACAUGCAAAAGAA